UCAGAACUUAACAACAUUCUGUUCGUCGUUUCUCUCUCUCUCUCUCUCGGUGUUUUUUUCCGUUAUGGACGAACAGUUUGCUGCAACGUUUUGUGUAUCUUGCUGUGAGAUAACGGAAAAAAAACAAUUUUUUUGUAACGUUCCUCUCUUGUUUCCUGAGUCACAAGUUUCCUUAAUUUUCCAUGUGUGUUUUCUUUUUUUUUUCUCUAAAAAAUCACAUAUAAGAAAUACUACUACUGCUUUGUCUCCAAAGUCUUUGUUUCCUCUGCCUCAUAGUCUAUAAAGUUACAUCCAUUUAGGUUUAAAAGUAUCUUCUUCCUAUUCAUUCAGAUAUCUUUGAAGAGACCUUUCUUUGUUUUCCAUCUGACAAACCUGAGAUUCCGGGGUUUGGUGCUUUGGAAUCAUUCAGGAUAACGUUUGUUCUUGAUGAAGAUAGGAGAGACAGACACAAAGAUUGCUAAUCGGCCUGAGUAUUAUGGGAUGCAUUUGCUCAAAAGGAACAGCAGCAGAAGAAGAAGAACUGAAUGUUCAAAAUGAGAAACCUCAAGAAAAUUGGAACGAAACGUCAUCAGUUCAACUGAUUGCACCUACUACAUUAAACAAAGAUGACUUUUCACAAAAAUCUGGAAGCUCUGGUGGACGCAACAAAGCUGAGGGGUUAGCGCACAAACCCUCCGGGAGAUCCAGCGGAUUGAUUGUUCCUGUAGACGAUAGUGAUGGUAAAACAGUAAUUGUAGAGAGACCCACAAGGUCUCACCGGAGAUGUUCAACUGCAGAUGUUGGGACAGGAGGAGGAGGAGGAUUCCAAACGCUUCAGCCGGGUACUGUCAACACAAGUGUUCCACAUAGCCCUGAGGCCGAGCUCAUUGCUGCUGGAUGGCCUUCUUGGUUAACCUCUGUUGCAGGCGAAGCCAUCAAAGGUUGGGUUCCUCGCCAUGCAGAGUCCUUUGAGAAGCUGGAAAAAAUUGGACAAGGGACUUAUAGUACAGUGUACAGAGCUCGUGAUCUUGAGACGGGCAAAAUGGUAGCCAUGAAGAAGGUUAGAUUCGUGAAUAUGGAUCCUGAGAGCGUGAGAUUCAUGGCCAGGGAAAUCAACAUUUUGCGCAAACUCGACCAUCCAAAUGUUAUGAAGCUCGAGUGUCUUGUGACCUCAAAACUCUCUGGUAGCUUGUACCUUGUGUUUGAGUACAUGGAGCAUGAUCUUUCGGGUCUCGCGCUUAGACCCGGUGUCAAAUUCACAGAAUCCCAGAUCAAAUGUUACAUGAAACAGCUGCUUAGCGGGCUUGAACACUGCCACAGCCGUGGAAUCCUACACCGAGACAUUAAGGGUUCAAAUCUCUUGGUGAACAAUGAUGGUGUCCUCAAGAUUGGAGAUUUCGGUCUCGCCACUUUGUAUCAUCCCACCGAUCAAGAUCAGCCCUUGACAAGCCGUGUAGUAACCUUGUGGUACAGGGCCCCUGAGCUCCUACUUGGAGCUACACAGUAUGGAGCUGGCAUAGAUCUGUGGAGUGUUGGUUGCAUUCUAACCGAACUCUUCUUAGGGAAACCAAUCAUGCCGGGUAGAACAGAGGUGGAGCAAAUGCAUAAGAUCUUCAAGUUGUGUGGUUCACCAUCCGAUGAAUACUGGCGAAAGACAAAGCUACCACUUGCGACAAGUUUCAAACCGCAACAACCUUAUAAGCGUGUCCUCCAAGAGACGUUCAAGAGUUUGCCAUCUUCUGCUCUAGCUCUUGUUGACAAGCUUCUAUCUUUAGAACCAGAGACGCGAGGCUCAACUUCAUCAACACUAAACAGCAAAUUCUUCACAACGGAACCACUCCCUUGUGAUGUAUCAAGUUUGCCCAAGUAUCCUCCGAGCAAAGAACUUGACGCAAAGAUCAGGGAUGAAGAAGCAAGAAGGAAACGGGCUGACACUGUGAAGGGACGUGGAGCUGAAUCGGUGAAAAGGGUUUCGAGAGACUCCAAGAGUACAGUCACAACGCCAGAGUUCAUUACUUCAGGACAACCAAAAAAUACAAACACAGGGUCGAGAGGAGAGACAGGAAGAUGCGACAGAGAUAAGGGCCUUUCUCAUACCAGUUCAAUGAUUCAUCCAACAAGAUGGAGUAAAAACGAGAGCUCUAGGCAUAAUGUAGUAGAGCUGAAGGCUACCCGAUCCAGCAACGUGGCGACGACAGGGAUGUACUUGUCUCCUUCACAUAAAGACGAUGCAGCCGUAGUUCCCACAACGACAUACGUACGCAAAAAGAACAGAAUGCACUAUUCAGGUCCACUGAUGCCUCCAGGUGGAAACAUGGAGGACGUUCUGAAAGAGCAUGAGAGGCAAAUCCAAGAGGCUGUAAGGAAAUCUCGGCUUGAGAAAUCUGCAACAAAGGAAAACCACAGAACAUGUGCAUAAUUUAAAGACAUGAACAAAAAACCCUGUUAAAGAAUUAAAAAAAAAAUCACCUGAAGUUGAAGAAGGAAGAUUGACAAUGAAUAUCGGCUCUGCUAGUCCGUUUUCGCUGCAAAAGGGACACUUCUUUUAGAUAUUUUAGCAGCCAUUGCCACAGCUAUGCUUGUGCUAGCUAGUAAGAUCUGUAAUUAUGUGGUUAUUAAUGUAC
Raphanus sativus (radish) is the source of this 2603-nucleotide messenger RNA. RefSeq names its product probable serine/threonine-protein kinase At1g09600. Gene Ontology annotation, molecular function: RNA polymerase II CTD heptapeptide repeat kinase activity; cyclin-dependent protein serine/threonine kinase activity; ATP binding. Gene Ontology annotation, biological process: positive regulation of transcription elongation by RNA polymerase II; protein phosphorylation. The transcript is spliced from 7 exons. The coding region runs from base 476 to 2398 and encodes 640 amino acids. The record is from RefSeq and is a predicted model, not a curated record. NCBI's taxonomy places the organism in Eukaryota, Viridiplantae, Streptophyta, Magnoliopsida, Brassicales, Brassicaceae. Gene Ontology annotation, cellular component: nucleus; cyclin-dependent protein kinase holoenzyme complex.